Messenger RNA from Parastagonospora nodorum SN15, 3723 nucleotides. RefSeq lists its product as hypothetical. Bases 1 to 3723 code for a protein of 1240 amino acids. The record is from RefSeq and is a predicted model, not a curated record. Gene Ontology annotation, molecular function: calcium-activated cation channel activity. Gene Ontology annotation, cellular component: plasma membrane. Lineage: Eukaryota; Fungi; Ascomycota; Dothideomycetes; Pleosporales; Phaeosphaeriaceae. The transcript has 3 exons.
AUGGAUGGCCCUCAAUCAUCUGCGACGCCCUCGCCAACACCGGGAAGUGGCACUGGUGCCGCCCAAAUCAGGGAGGGUCAGAGCAUCGAGAACUUCGCCGCGUCUCUAUCAGCUGGAGCUGUCGUCUUCGGCGUGCAGAUGCUCGUUUUCCUGAUUCUCAGCGGCAACUGGAAGUUCCACGAGACCAAGGCUGCCAAUGAGAAGAGUACGCAGCGUCAGGGCCUGUUCCACAAGAUCUACAGCACCGCACGUGCUAACAGCUUCAGCUACUACAAGACUGCCUUCGUGCCCAAAGCAAGGCGUAUCGCACCUCCCGUCACUGCCAUCGAGUCCUUCAAGAAUGUCUUCACCAUCAGCGACCGCGAGCUCAUUCGCAUCGCCGGUGUCGAUGGCUACCUCUUCCUGCAAUACUUGCAGCUCCUGCUCCGCAUAUUCAUACCCAUGACCCUCGUCAUCCUACCUAUUCUCCUGCCGAUAAACCGCAUUGGCGACGUCGAGUAUGUGUCUGGCUUGGAUUCGUUCGCCUGGCCGAACGUGGCCACGCCAGAGAAGAACCAUCGUUUAUGGGCACACUUGGUGCUGGCGAUCCUGGUCGUCGUAUGGGUGUGCUUCAACUUUUACGCAGCGCUCAGACGAUUUGUUCGCCUCAGGCAGACCAUCCUCACCAUGCCAGAGCAUCGCAUGCGCGCUUCAGCGACCACCAUUCUCGUUCAGAGCAUUCCCCGGAAAUGGCUCACGGUCCCCGCAUUGGAUGCCCUUUACGACGUCUUCCCUGGCGGCAUUAAGGACAUCUGGAUCAACCGCAACUUUGAUGAUUUGGCAGAGAAGGUCAGCAAGAGGACCAAGAUUGCGAGAGCACUCGAGGCUGCUGAGACCAAUCUCGUCAUUGCUUGCACGAAAAAGCACAAGGAGAUGGAGGCAAAGAAGGCAAAGAAAGACGGUCAGAAAAAGAAGAGCAGGAAGGAGCGCAAACAGCACGAAGCUAUGACAGAUGCGCGCAUUGCUGCCGACACACAUGAAGACGGUGUAGACGCGGGUAAUCCCCACGAGAUCGAGCAACAACUCCAGCAAGUGCUAGAGGAGCCCGAGUCAUCUUCCUCGUCAUCGUCCCGGUCGACGUCCCCAAAACGAAAGGGUGGCAACUUGCCCAUGCAAUUCGUUGGACAAGGCAUACAUGCGGUUGGCGAGGGCUUUCGCGACGUCGGACAAGGCGUGAACCAGUUCAACAAGAAACUGUUUGGUGGAGUCAAAGGUGCCUUCAUCCGAGACAAGCAUGGCAAUGAUCAUCCACUUGUCGAUCCCAACGAAAUGCCCGGAUCGUCGCCUUCCUCUGCAAACUUUACCAACAGGGGUGCCAGUAGUGAUACCUACACCCGCCUCAAUGGUCCAGAGAAGGAAAAGUACGAGUCUGAUGUUAGUGAUCCUAACUUUCCCAAGGACACGACCGAAGAGGAGAAGAAGGAUGAUCCCGAGGAGAGCGAGAAACCCAAGAAGACCACAGGCUUCAAUCCUUUCCAAAAGCUCAAGUCUGCAUACCUCGGUCAGGGUGACUUCGCCAGCCCUCAGCCUUUCCGUAAAGAAGGUGAAAUGCCUGUCAUGGAGCUCAAAGAAGAGGAGAGGGAGAAAAUUACAUACAACACGGCAGGACUCUGGAAUGAUGCUUUCGCGGAAGACGAUGAGAACGCUUUGUGGAGACAAUACCUCAAGCCUAAGGACCGCGACACUAUGCGUCUUCCACUAUUCGACAAAUCCUGGUGGCCUUCAAUCCCACUUAUCGGAAGAAAAGUGGACACCAUCUACUAUUGCCGCAAGGAACUGGCCCGGCUCAAUGCAGAGAUCGCUGAUGAUCAGGCUAACGUGGAACGGUUCCCGUUGAUGAAUUCUGCAUUCAUUCAGUUCAACCACCAAGUUGCUGCUCACAUGGCCUGUCAAUCUGUGACUCACCACAUUCCAAGACAAAUGACGCCCCGAACAGUCGAAGUCAACCCCGCUUAUGUUCUCUGGGAAAACUUGAGUAUGAAGUGGUGGGAACGAUAUGUCAGGAUGUUCAGUGUCAUCGUCCUGAUCGUGGCGCUCGUCAUCUUCUGGGGUAUUCCUGUCUCGGCCACUGGUGCCUUAUCCCAAGUUAAUACUUUGACCGAGAAGGUACAUUUCCUCAGGUUCAUCAACGCUUUCCCUACCUGGGCAAUCAGUUUUGUUCAGGGUGUUCUGCCGCCACUGUUCCUGGCUAUUCUCUUCGCUAUACUGCCUAUCCUUUUGCGCUUUUUGGCUGGGUUUACCGGUACCACGACAGCUGGAGAGCGUGAACUGCUCGUCCAGAACUUCUACUUUGCUUUCGUCUUCGUCCAAUUGUUCUUGGUCGUCUCGAUAUCGACUGGUCUCACCACUGCCAUCCAGAAAAUCGUGGAUAACCCUAUCAGCGUGCCACAAACACUCGCCGAGAACCUGCCAAAGGCCGCCAACUACUUUUUCUCUUACAUGAUUCUGCAGGCCCUAAGUAUCAGUUCUGGAACUCUGUUGCAAAUCGGAGCUGUCGUCGUCAUUGUCUUUCUUCGUUUCCUGGACACAACGCCGCGAGAGAAGGUGUCCAGGGUGCUCAGUAGACCUGGCAUAAACUGGGGUACCAUGAUUCCUGUCUACACCAACUUUGGUGCAAUUGGAAUCAUUUACUCGGUUGUGUCGCCACUCAUCCUGAUCAUGAUGUUGAUUACAUUCAGCCUUUUCUGGUUCACCUACCGUUACCAAAUGAUCUACGUCAGCUAUGCCAAGGCAGAAACCAAUGGUCUGGUCUACCCGAAAGCUAUCAACCAGCUAUUCACCGGUCUGUACUUUCUGCAGCUUUGCCUCAUUGGUCUAUUUUUCCUACAGGAAGACGGAGAAUGCGUCCCUCACGCCAUUAUCAUGAUUGUCACGCUCAGUUUCACCGUGUUGUAUCAAAUUGUGCUCAACCGAGCUUUCGGACCGCUAUUUACGUACCUACCGAUCACCUUCGAAGAUGAGGCAGUACAGCGAGAUGAAGAGUUCCAGCGCGCUCAGGCUGGCCGUUGGGAGAAGGAUGAUGGAGAGCACCAGUCUCUCAUUGCUCAGAACGACGCCAAGAUGACAGCAGAGGAGCGUGAACUCGCACAUCUUGAGGAGAUGAACCGCCAAGAUGCUAAGCAGUAUGGAGGCUCUGACGGCGCGUACGAGAUGACGAACCUCAACACAAGCCAAUCCAACGGUCUCUCCCCUGCGCCUGAGCGACGUAGCCGUCGUGGCUCCAACUGGGCCCAGCAAUCUCGCAAAAGCUCCACCUCCCGCUCCCGCUCCCGCUCUCAUACGACACCGAAGCACAAGCGCAAAGACCCGCUUGACGCUAUUACGCAUACCCUCAAGCGUGGUCUCGAUGAUGUUACACGUCCCGUUCGUGAUAUUGAAGCCCAAGUCCUGCCCACAGCCAACCUUUUCGACGGCAUUGACGACGAGCUCGCCGACAUUGAGCCUGAAGCCCGCCAGAAGCUCAUUAAAAGAAGCUUCCAACACCCGGCAACCCGCGCCAUCCAACCGGCCGUCUGGAUCCCCCACGACGAGCUGGGUGUCGCUAAGGACGAGAUUCAGCGCACGAGUGCAUUCACGAGUAGAGUUUGGAUCACGAGCGUGAACGCGAGACUGGAUGCCAGAGGCAACGUUAUGUACAAGGGACUUCCGCCGGAUCGGGAUCCAUUUGAGAACAUUGAGGUGUAG